Cydia splendana is the source of this 1883-nucleotide messenger RNA. It is a transcript of the gene nrv3, whose product is annotated as sodium/potassium-transporting ATPase subunit beta-2-like. Lineage: Eukaryota; Metazoa; Arthropoda; Insecta; Lepidoptera; Tortricidae. Gene Ontology annotation, biological process: sodium ion export across plasma membrane; potassium ion import across plasma membrane; intracellular sodium ion homeostasis. Gene Ontology annotation, cellular component: sodium:potassium-exchanging ATPase complex. The transcript has 14 exons. Gene Ontology annotation, molecular function: ATPase activator activity. The record is from RefSeq and is a predicted model, not a curated record. The coding region runs from base 51 to 1835 and encodes 594 amino acids.
GGGCGAAGCGCGAAUCGAUUCUGUACCGCAGUCGGGUUUAGAGCUUGAAGAUGGCGGACAAAACUAAGGUUACUGAGCAGUAUUACGCGCCGCCGCCCGACCUAGGAGGAUGGGAGUCUUUCAGGAUCUUCCUAUGGAACUCGGAAACCGGACAGUUCCUCGGCCGUACUGGAUCGAGCUGGGCUAAAAUCCUGCUAUUCUACGUGAUCUUCUAUGCGUGCCUGGUGGGCUUCUUUGCCGGGCUAUUGGCCGUCUUCUACCAGACCCUGGACAUGAAGGUGCCCAAGUGGCAGCUGGAUAGCUCUAUCAUCGGCAGCAACCCUGGUCUCGGAUUCCGGCCGACGCCCGAAACGUCCAACGUGGAGAGUACCCUGAUCUACUACAGGGCCAACGACAAGGGCUCCGUGCUCAAGUGGGCCAAGGUCAUCGAUGAGUUCCUGCAUACUUACCGCCGCAAGGGCAGCGGCAGCGGCGAGGUGCCCGGCGCGGAGAACCGCGUGGCCUGCAGCUUCAACUCGGGCCCGCUGGGCGACAAGCAGGUCUGCGACGUGCCCGUCGACGACUUCAGCCCCUGCACCCCUGCCAACCAGUACAACUAUGAGCAAGGCGCGCCCUGCGUGUUCUUGAAGCUUAAUAAGAUUUUCAACUGGAAGCCGAAGCUGUACAACACCACCGACGACCUGCCCGGGAACAUGCCAGAGGACCUCAAGCAACACAUCAAAUCUACCUCCGGCAAGAACGAAGCGAACAUGGUGUGGGUGUCCUGCGAGGGCGAGAACCCCGCUGACGUGGAGAACAUCGGGCCAAUCCAGUACAUCCCCCGGCGCGGGUUCCCUGCCUACUACUACCCCUUCACCAAUAAGGAUGGGUAUCUCAGCCCGCUGGUCGCUGUGCUCUUUGAGAAGCCAAGGACGGGCGUCCUGAUCAACAUCGAGUGCAAGGCGUGGGCCAAGAACAUAUUCUAUGACCGCUACGAGCGGCGCGGCUCAGUCCACUUCGAGCUGAUGGUGGACCGCGGUUUUGGGUGUGACGUUACAACCGGCGCCAUGGCUCUACAGAAGAGAACUAUUAAAAUAAUCGUUAUUACUGUGAUUACAUUACUUAUUAUUGGAGCUUUGCUGGGGAUCCUGCUUGGUCUCUUGUUGCGAUCUGAUAAAGUUGCGUUGGAGGUAUGGCCGCGGGGCGCUGACGGGUCCAAGGAGCCAAAGAUCGCGUAUAAAGUCAGCGACAAUAGCAGCUAUCUGCCGUGGGUACGUCGGAUCAAUGACACCCUUAGUGAAUACAAUAAGAUACGCACGGGAAGCAACGCGGGUAAACUCGUCAAGUGUGAUUAUAACACCAAGAUAAGCCCAGACCAGGUGUGCGACGUGGAUAUUAACCUGUUCUUCCCUUGUACUGCCGCGAACAAGUACAACUACCAGAACGGCAAGCCCUGUGUCUUCUUGAAACUUAAUAAGGUUUCAAACUGGAAGCCCAACCCUUACAAUACCACGGACAGCCUGCCCGCAACCAUGCCUCUUGACUUGAAACAGGCCAUCAAACCGAAGUCCGGCCAACUCGACAUGAACGAAGUGUGGGUGUCCUGCGAGGGUGUCUCCGAAGCUGACAAGAACAACAUUGGCUCCAUGCAGUACAUUCCCAGUCCUGCCCACGGCUUCCCCUCCUACUACUUCCCUUACACCAAGGAGCCCUACCUCAGCCCGCUGGUCGUCGUGAUGUUCGAGAACCCUGCUUUGGACACGGCUAUCAACGUGGUAUGCAAGGCGUGGGCCAAGAACAUCGUCGAGGGCGGCGAGCAGGUCGCGGCCCGCUUCCAGCUGAAGGUGGACAGCUAGAUACAGAACACCAAAGAAGGGAGUCGCCAUAUUUAUACCCUCGUGCGG